AUGCUGAGCAAGCUGGACGAAUCGGUUGGCCACGUGGUCGAGGCGCUUCGCAAGAGGGAUAUGUUGAAGGACAGCAUAAUCGUGUUCUCCACGGAUAAUGGCGGGCCACCGGCCGGAGGAGUUAGGGGAGCCGGUUUGAUAUGGUCGCCGAAAUUAGUGCGACCUGGCAGAGUCAGUAGACAAUUGUUGCACAUCAGCGACUGGCUACCAACGCUAGUAACAGCUGCCGGUGGCAAUCCGUCCAAUUUCAGCAUCGACGGCUUGGAUUUGUGGUACGCGUUGAGCGAGGACACCGAGUCGCCUCGAAAAAUGGUUCUUCACAACAUAGAUGACAUUUUUGGCGUGGCAGGGAUCACGUACGGAGACUGGAAAUACAUUCAGGGGUCUACUUAUAACGGGCAAUGGGACGGUUGGUACGGUCCAUCCGGAAGGGAAUGGGUCUACGACGUCGGAGGUGUGAUUGGUAGCACGGCUGGUCGAGCAGUGGCCAGCAUAGGCUUGUCUUUGUCCGCAGACCGUAUUCGCGCCCUUCGAGAGGAUGCCAUGAUCAAGUGUCCUCCGAGGAAUGACAGUUUACCACUGUGCAGACCGCUGCAGGCGCCUUGUCUGUUCAAUGUUCGGGAGGAUCCUUGCGAGGAUAAUAAUCUGAUAAACAAGUAUCCUUCUCUCGCGUCCGAGUUGCAAGCCAGGUUGCGCAAGUUAAAUACCACCGCGGUAUUACCGGGAAAUGUUCCGUGGGACAGCAGAGCAAAUCCAGACUAUUGGGACCACACGUGGACUAAUUUCGAUCUGAUUUAUAAAAAUAAUUCACGCACCAUCGAAGAAAGAAGAAGGCAGAAAAAAGAGGCUGGAUCGUUGCCGCUGGCACACGAAGAUCGCAUUCUACGAUUCUCUAACGAUGUCAGUGAGUACUUGUUCCUCAUCGUGGAUGACUAUGUUUAUACCGGUGGUGAAACUCGCGUUUACGAGAACGGCCGCUAUUCUCUCGCGUUAAACGUCUCGAAACGUUUCGAACCGUACGAAUCGCCGUAUGAAUUACUGUCAGAAACCACCACCAGCACUAUCGAACACCGUCACGACUGUCCCAAACAAUAA
Molecule: messenger RNA, 1095 nt
Organism: Heterotrigona itama
Lineage: Eukaryota; Metazoa; Arthropoda; Insecta; Hymenoptera; Apidae
Source: the annotation of a GenBank genome assembly